Microthlaspi erraticum is the source of this 993-nucleotide messenger RNA. The record is from the annotation of a GenBank genome assembly. NCBI's taxonomy places the organism in Eukaryota, Viridiplantae, Streptophyta, Magnoliopsida, Brassicales, Brassicaceae.
AUGCAUUGGCUCGCGUGGCGGAAGCUGUGUCGACAUAAAACUGACGGGGGACUGGGAUUUAGGGUAAUAGAAGAUUUUAACACAGCGCUACUCGCAAAACAGUUAUGGCGCCUAAUGGAUAACCCGGAUUCCCUGUUUGCUAAAGUUUUCAAGGGGAGAUAUUUUCGGAACUCAACCCCCUUGGACCCAAUUCGCUCUUACUCUCCAUCUUAUGGAUGGCAGAGUAUCGUUUCAGCUCGACCUCUGGUAUGCAAAGGACUUAUUAAAAGAGUUGGUUCAGGUUCAUCUAUAUCUGUAUGGUAUGACCCCUGGAUUUCCGAUUCUUGCCCGAGGCCAGCUAUCUGUAAAGGAAUUAAUUACUACCCACACCUCACGGUGAAUCAGUUAAUUAAUUCCCAGACCUCAACGUGGAAUCGACCACUAUUGCAACAAUUUUUUGAGAGUGAGGAAAUCACUCGCAUUACGGGUAUAACAGUGGCUACUGGAUAUAAACCCGAUACCUGGGGCUGGUUUUAUACAACAACGGGUCGGUAUACGGUUAAAUCGGGAUAUACUGUGCUACAGGAGCUUUCUCAGAUGAGGGGACACUACCAGUCUUUGGACCGGACACUCGGAGAUUGCAAGCGCAAUCCUGGAAGUCGGGGAAUGCGUGUGGACCCACUGUGCGUGAGAUGUGGUAUGGGAGAUGAGACUAUCAAUCAUAUGCUCUUUGAGUGUCCCCCGGCCCGACAGGCCUGGGCACUCUCUCCCAUACCUACGCCUCCCCAGUUUUUUCCUACGGGAGCACUGUACUCAAAUAUGGCACAUCUAUUCUGGAACCUCCCAGACAAUGAUGACAUGUUGAUGUAUCCAUGGUUACUCUGGUUUAUUUGGAAAGCUCGUAAUUACAAAGUUUUCUCAAAUGAUGAUCAAAAUCCGCAGGAAGUAAUGGAAUCUGCGAUAACGGAAUCCCGGGCAUGGGUAGCAGCACAAACGGUAGCAGACGGAGUAUAA